CUUCUACUGCAGCCACUUUCUAGUCAUUUUAGACCCCAGAGCAGUGUGACGAUUUGAUGCAUAAGUUUCAACACGUUUUAUUAAUCUAUUCUUCUUGUGCUUCAUUUAAAAUAUUGGAAACUAUAAAAAGAUCAGCGUGUUAAUCCUCUGCCAGGAAACAGGGGGAAAAAAAGUUAAAAACCUAACAACAACACGAAGAAAGCAAGAGCGCUGGAAUCUCAGCUUUGAGGAAACACAUGGGAUGAAAGCAUCCGCCCAAGCUCUAACCAUUUGUCACAUGGGACACUUCCCCUCGGGGUGAAUCCUGGAUGUCCCCAGGAUGGAGCGAGGAGGUCGUGCGUGCGGGCGAGUGUGUGACUGCAGGGGGCCUUGGCGGCGCGAGGAGGCGACACCGCCCCCUCCCUCAGGCGCAGGGAGGGUCUUCCAGGAAGCGGCGGACCUCGGCUGACUCCGCGGCUGCGGGUCCCGGGCUGCGGCCGCCGAGGCCGGCACGUAGCGCCGAGCGUGACUCAGCGCUGACUCAUCGGACUCGCUGCCAGUGGAUUUCCCCAGUCAGCUGCUCGCGCUCCUCCUGUCGCCGGGAGCUCGCAGGACUUCGCAGAUACCGCUGCCUCCUUAGUCUUUCCUGCACAGCAGAGCAGUCCUGUCGCUUUAAACAGAGCUAGCCAGCUUUCACUGCUUUUGAAUCCCUACCGAGCGGGGCACUGCCGUGCUCUGUUUUCUUUGCCUGUAAGAGUGCAAUAGUCCACUAAUCAAACUCUUUCAUCAAAAGCGUGUUGGGACAAAUCCCUGACAUCGUCCUUCCACUGUGACUUCGAGGUGACCUCCACCCAGGUUUCACUUCCGUUGUGCCCAGCUCUCGUCUUAUUUUUGUCCCUCAUUUUGUGAAUUUAUCCUCUCACCACGCUUGAUAACACGUUGGCGCAAACCCACAAUUGUGGUGACGCAAAUCAGGUUGAAACUUGGCAUCGUCGUGUGCAGGCAGUGAGGGACUUACUGUAAAAACUGGGGCCUUCAUAAAGGCGUUCUUAU
This is a messenger RNA of Mandrillus leucophaeus (drill), 1032 nucleotides long. RefSeq lists its product as uncharacterized. NCBI's taxonomy places the organism in Eukaryota, Metazoa, Chordata, Mammalia, Primates, Cercopithecidae. The record is from RefSeq and is a predicted model, not a curated record. The coding region runs from base 309 to 665 and encodes 118 amino acids. The transcript has a single exon.